ACGAUUAUCGUUCGCGCCGUCCGUUCGUUGGUUUAGUUGCUCUACUAGCACAGCGCAGCACGUUGCAGCAGGCUUAAAGUUUAAGUUUUAGCCGUGUCCGAGUCAGGUCGAGUCGUCGUCGUCGUCAUCGUCGUCAGGUUGAGUUGUGGUGUGCCGAUCUUGAAGGCGAAAACCGAGCCGAAGGUGCACACAGUGUCCGAGGGUGGUCAGAAGUUUUGUGCGCGCGCGCGUGUGGAGCCGAGUUGGAUCGACGCGGCCGUUGGCUGGUUUACUCUUGAAGUGUCUCUCUAGCGAGCAAGUUGCCUUUUCCCGAGCCGCCCUCUCGGUUGGAGAAGAAACGGAAAUCGAUAUAGUUGGCUCACCAUCCCGUCUCCGUUUAUCGUAGUUAUAGUUUUCUGCAGUUGCGCAGCACAACCCAUCCUAACACACACAAACACACAAAAUGAAGAAACUGCUGCAGGUGACAGUCGUGAUAGCGUGCGUCAGUGCGCUGGCCGUGAUGGCCAUCCCAGUGCCAGAACCGGACCCGAACCCAGCGCCUGCACCAGCGCCCGCGCCGGAACCAAAGACCGACAUCGAACUGAUGAAGAUUCCCCUGGAAGGGGAUCAGGAGCUAGACGUCAUCACGCUGGUCGACUCCGGUGAUCAGAAGAUCAACGAACGAAACAAAAGAACGAUCGGCAUCCUUCGGGAGCUGUUCCCAACGAUCUCGCAGAUCACCUCCAACCAGGACAUGAACACGCUGGAAUCGCUGGAUCUGGCCGGACUGAGUGACACCCUGAAUGCGAUCCGCAAGGCCCGGGCCACUGAUCAGGACGUGAAAUCGGUCGGGGAAAACGACGAACCGAGCGACUCGUCGGCCAAGAGCUCUGCCCUGGACGAACUCUCGCUGGACUCCGAAGGCAACGACGAGGAUCGCAACAAAAGAUUUCUCUUUGGCGGUUCCUCGGGCGGAGCCGGCGGUUCCGGAAACUUCCUUUUUGACAUCAUCCGUCAAACGGCCGAUCGUGCCGCACGUGCUGCCGGAACCGUGUACCGUGUCGUCGCUGGCACCGAGUCAUUGACCACCGACCAGAACAACAACAACAAGAACAAGAACGACGAAGGACGACUUUCGCCGACCACUAGUUACACUUCCUCCUCUUCUAGCCACUCUGCGCUCGUCUCGGGCAGCUCCGGUACCGAACAGAGCGACGAAAAGGCCAACUCCCCCGAUGACGACCACGAACUCGGCAAGGGAGACGGCUACACCGAGGGAAUCCCCGGACCGGUAACGCGCCUGUUCGUCCUCGCCAACCGUGGCCUGUCCAACCUGAUUCAGGAUUUGAUUCUG
This is a messenger RNA of Aedes albopictus (Asian tiger mosquito), 1333 nucleotides long. Its product is annotated as clumping factor B. The record is from RefSeq and is a predicted model, not a curated record. NCBI's taxonomy places the organism in Eukaryota, Metazoa, Arthropoda, Insecta, Diptera, Culicidae.